AUGGAAAAACAAAAAGGCAAUUCUCGUUUGUAUGACCUUUGGGAAUGUGAAGACAACAAUUUGCAAAACAAGCGUAUUAAAUCAACUCGUUAUAUUCCAAGUAUUCUUCCACCUGUGGCACUUCCAGAUGAAGGAAUUUCUUAUAAUCCUCCAUUGGGGAGCUAUUUGGAUUUUCUUGGAAAAGUUGUAAAAGAAGAGAAAAAAAUUUCUGCUGAAGAGGAACGUGUGGAAAAGAAAAUUAGACCAAAUGAUGAUGAAUUUUUUAAUUUUGGGGGAUUGAAAGAAGAUUUGAAAUUUACUAUUGAUGGACCUUUGUCUAUUGGAGAAGUUAAAACUGAGGUAGAGGAGACUGUUGAAAAUAAAGAGAUUAAAAUAGAGGAGAAAGACAACGAAAAAUUAAGAACCCGCCUUCGUUUAAAGAAAAAGAAAAAUUUGAAACAAAUUCACAAUUCAACAACAAAAGUUGUCGAUAAUCAAAAGAAAAUACAAAAACAACAAUUACAAAGGUUUUUAUUUCAAAAUUAUUUUUUUAAUUUUUUUAGUUUAAAAUCCUUAACUAAAAAUGUCAAUUCUGAACAUACUCAACACUUAAAUAAAUUAAAAUUAAAAAAUAAACAAUGGAAAAUUAAAAAUUUGACAACAAGAAAGAAACUGGGAAGAGGAAAAUUCGAGCCUUAUGAAGAGCCAGUAAUUACUCCAAAAGAAUUACCUGCCUCUUUGAGAUGUUUAACAAGUGCUAGUAAUUCUUUAAUUCAAGAAAGAGUAAAAAGUCUUCAACAAAGGAAUAUUUUAUCAAUUGGAGGUGCAAACAAAACAACAAACAUCAAAAAUAAACUUAAAAUUAAAUUUGUUGAGAAACGUUCUGUUAAAUCGAUUACUGAAGAUUCUGAAAUUAUUUAA
Molecule: messenger RNA, 900 nt
Organism: Meloidogyne enterolobii
Lineage: Eukaryota; Metazoa; Nematoda; Chromadorea; Rhabditida; Meloidogynidae
Source: the annotation of a GenBank genome assembly